GAUACCGCUGGGCAGUCUUUAUCAAACGGUCGACGGAUUCGCAUGGAAGCGAACUGCGCGUUGAUAGCAUCGGAAGACGGCGCGAAAAAAAAAAGUGUGCGACAAGUGUUGUGAUAUAUUUUAAGUCAAAGAUCGCAAAAUGCUAUCAGACCAAAGUUGUGUAUGAGUGAUAAAUGGGAUACGUGUUAUCAAUGCAAUUAAAGUUUAUACUUGUUUCUGAAGAACUAGUCAUAUCGCUCCAGACGGGAUGAAAGUUACACGGAUGUUCAGACAAAUCAAACACUCUGCUUAUCGCAAGAUACGACAGGCCACGAUCGGCGAAUGUAUUCUCAAGCUUCUGUUCGUGUUCUCCUGCAUGAUCAUCACUGUGGUGCUCAUCAUUCACAAGUAUCAGAGUUUGUCCAACUUCAAGAAGGCUCUCUACUAUCGUUACGUCAGCGAAGACUCAUUCUUCAACGGUCGUCCGAGGAACGUGGAUCGAGUGCGGGUCGACUGGCAUGACUAUGCAUAUAUGGAGUACGAAGCCGAACGGGAAGGCCCCGGCGAACAUGGGAAGCCUCUCAAGCUAGAAAAACUGGAAGACAUCAAGCUGAAUGAGAAGCUGUUCAAAGAAAAUGGCUAUUCGGCGGUGAUUAGCGAUAUGAUUGUAUUGAAUCGCUCUGUGCCAGACAUCAGACAUAUACAGUGUCGCAAAAAACGCUAUCUGCAGGAAUUGCCAACGGUCAGCGUGAUUGUUAUUUUCUACAACGAACAUUGGAGCACGUUGCUGCGUACUGUUUACAGCGUGCUGAACCGUUCGCCGUCACAUCUAUUGAAAGAAAUUGUUUUGGUCAACGAUCACAGCACCAAGGAGUUUUUGUGGGAGCCCUUGCAAGACUUCGUACGAACUGAACUGGCACCAAAGGUGAAGCUGAUCAGUUUACCGGUGCGAUCGGGAUUGAUUACGGCUCGAUUGACCGGUGCCAAGGCCGCCACCGGAGAUGUUCUGAUCGUGCUCGACUCACACACAGAGGUCAACGUGAACUGGCUACCGCCGCUAAUAGAACCAAUCGCCGAAGACUACCGGACGUGUGUUUGCCCGUUCAUCGAUGUAAUCGCUCACGACACAUUCCAGUACCGUGCCCAAGAUGAGGGCAAACGUGGUGCAUUCGAUUGGAAGUUCCUGUACAAGCGGUUACCGCUGCGAGCGCAAGACAUGGUGGAUCCAACGGAACCCUUCGAAAGCCCCAUCAUGGCCGGGGGUCUAUUUGCCAUAAGUGCCAAGUUCUUCUGGGAGCUCGGUGGAUACGACGAAGGGCUGGACAUUUGGGGUGGUGAGCAGUACGAGUUGAGCUUCAAGGUUUGGCAGUGCGGAGGUAGAAUGGUGGAUGCCCCUUGUUCACGUGUCGGUCAUGUGUAUCGGGGGUAUGCACCGUUUCCGAAUCCAAGAGGAACCAAUUUCGUCACCAGGAACUUCAAAAGAGUUGCUGAAGUGUGGAUGGAUGAGUACAAACAGUUUUUGUACGAACGAAAUCCUCAGUUUGAUCAAACUGAUGCGGGAGAUCUAACGAAACAGAAGGCUUUACGUGAGAGGUUACAGUGCAAACCUUUCAAGUGGUUUCUGGAGGAGGUUGCUCCCGACCUGGUGGUGCGAUAUCCCUUGCGGGAUCCAAAGCCUUUUGCAUCGGGAAGAGUUCAGAGCGCAGCCAAUCCGAAGUUAUGUCUGGACUCUAUGAACCACAAAGCAAAGGAACCGAUUGGAGUGUUCAGCUGUGCAGCGAACAGAACCUAUCCUCAGAAUAAUCAAUUUUUCACAUUGACCUACUACCGAGAUAUUCGAGUCUCCAGCGUAGACAAGUGUCUGGAUGCGUCAAGUGAUGGUUCUGAGGUAAUUCUGUUCAACUGUCACGAAUCACAGGGCAAUCAGCUGUGGCAGUACGACACAGAAACCCAGAUGAUUCGGCACGGUAAGCCAACUAGGAAUCAGUGCCUUGAUCUCGUUGAACGAAAGGUGGUAGUUUCUAAGUGUGACCACAGGAAGAAAACCCAACGGUGGGAGUGGGGUUUUGUGGAUGAAGAAAAUCUGAAUAACUGGGAAAGCUACGGGGCAAAACUACUACCUUAAGGGUUUUGAAUAUAGAAAGUAGAGUAAACGCUCUAUUUUCAAUACAAGAUUUCUGUUCAUAGACUGGUACUUUUAAAUAAAUUAUACAAUGAACAUAUUUUUGUGCCUUAUAAUGUGUUAUCAAUAAAUUGGUGAAUAAUAAAUCCUGUUUACUAUA
Messenger RNA from Aedes aegypti (yellow fever mosquito), 2261 nucleotides. Its product is annotated as N-acetylgalactosaminyltransferase 6. The record is from RefSeq and is a predicted model, not a curated record. Gene Ontology annotation, cellular component: Golgi apparatus. NCBI's taxonomy places the organism in Eukaryota, Metazoa, Arthropoda, Insecta, Diptera, Culicidae. Bases 248 to 2104 code for a protein of 618 amino acids. The transcript has 5 exons.